Messenger RNA from Penicillium chermesinum, 558 nucleotides. RefSeq names its product RNA recognition motif domain-containing protein. Gene Ontology annotation, molecular function: RNA binding. The transcript has 6 exons. The coding region runs from base 1 to 558 and encodes 185 amino acids. The record is from RefSeq and is a predicted model, not a curated record. Lineage: Eukaryota; Fungi; Ascomycota; Eurotiomycetes; Eurotiales; Aspergillaceae.
AUGGCUUCCAAGCUCUUCAUCCAUGGCCUUUCUUGGCACACUGACGAUGAAACUCUUCGCCAGGGCUUUGCCCACUACGGUCAGAUUCACGAAGCUGUUGUGGUCAAAGACCGCGCCACCAUGCGGAGCCGAGGCUUUGGUUUCGUUCGCUUCGAGACCGAGCAGGAGGCGCAGGCGGCCAUCGACGCUAUGAACGGCAACGAGUUCGAUGGCCGCGUGAUCCGCGUCGAGAAGGCCAUGAACCGUCCUCAACGCCCCGAUGGUGGCUUUCAGGGCCGCGGUGGUUACAAUACCCAGCCCUCCGGCUAUCAGGGUGGUUUCGGUGGCUCCGCUCAAUUCGCCGGCCAGGGCGGUGCUCAAGGCUCUCCUCAAGGGUACAACCGCGGUGGGUAUGGCUACAACACCUACCAGGGCUACGCCGGCAACCAAGGCUACAGCCAGAGCCAGGGCUACCCCUCUUACGGUGGGCCUUCUCACGCCAAUCCCAACGCCAACGCCGGAUACGGUACCGGCAACUGGCGAGGCCCCGAAUCGCAGCCCGGUCCUGAGGGCAACUAG